Messenger RNA from Chara braunii, 2092 nucleotides. NCBI's taxonomy places the organism in Eukaryota, Viridiplantae, Streptophyta, Charophyceae, Charales, Characeae. The record is from the annotation of a GenBank genome assembly.
CCGAUGGGUAUCUGCAAUGCCCCUGCAACUUUUCAGCGGGCCAUGAACAAGGCUUUUCAUAAUUUCGUACGGAAGACUCGUUUGGCAUAGAGCAUCAUCAACUACUGCGUGAUUGUGUACAUGGAUGACAUCCUAGUGUAUUCGAGUCCCUACGAGGGACACGUGCAGCACAUCGAAUGGGCACUGCAUGUGUUACGGGAUGCAGGUUUCAAGGUGGCGCUUGAGAAGUGUCAGUUUUUCCUCACCACCAUUUCUUUCCUGGACCACGUGGUGACAGACAAGGGACUUCAACCGAAGCCGCAGAAGGUGGCAGCUGUCAGGGACGCGCCAGUGCCUACCACUAUCACGCAAGUUCGCGCCUUUCUGGGCCUAGCCUCGUAUUACCAAAGAUUUAUCAAGGGCUUCGCGGUGAUUAAGGAACUCCUCACAAAUCUCUUGCGCAAGGAUCAGCUGUUGAUCUGGACGCCGGAGUGCGAUCAAGCGUUUUCCAAACUCAAAGCUGCUCUCAUUUCGUCUCCGGUCCUUAUAAGACUGGAUCCCAAAAAACCUUUUGUUCUCAUCAUCGACUGGCAGCCAGAGGCGAUUUCAGCGAUCCUUGCCCAGGUGGGACCGAGCGGACUCGAGAAUGUAGUGGAAUAUGCGUCCAAAUCAGUGCCCGCCUGCAAGCGCAAUUACGCCGCUCCAACGGGUGAAUGCUAUGCGGCUCUCUGGGGAAUCAGUCACUUUCGUGCUUACCUGUACGGACGAAAAUUCACCCUGGUGACUGAUCAUGAGCCCCUGUUGGCUCUGAAGAAGUCGAAGGAUUACUCGGGCAUGAUCGGGCGAUGGGCAACGGUGCUGCAGAGCAUGGACUUUGACAUUCGUCAUCGAAAGCACGAGAGACACGGGAAUGCGGACAGACUGACACGACUGCACCAGCCUGAGAAGGUUUCAAAGGGUGGAGAGAUAAUUCCGUGGAACGAACCCGAACGGGAGAUCGGACCUCGGUAUGGCCAAGUGGAUAUCUUAUCGAAGCAUUCAUCGGCGAGCGGGUCCCAGAACGAACCACGUCACCACAGUGGCGGCAUUCACCGGCGACAUCAGCUCGGUCAAUCCUCUGCGGCAUACUGCAAUCUUGGCCUUGCUGCGCGAGUGGACGGAGCAAUCCCUCUUAUCCAUCCUGGACAUUGGCAGCUGUGGCGUGAGACUUUUGAGGAGUUGUCCUUCUGCCUGACCCGAGUACAAGUGAAGUGGACGGGCAUUAUUGAGCACCCCACGUGGAUCGAGAAUCCGGAGCUGCUGAUCAUACAGGGUUGGAGGACUAACGCGGAAGGAGAUCUUAUUGGAUUCCUCUUUGGAUCGGUACGACCGGGUCGUCGUAAGUUAAUUGCACAGGAGCUCAUCGCACCAAUCGUGCAAUUGGCGGACGAUCUCUCGCCCGACAUCUACUUUCAGAGCGACAACAGUCCUGCUCCGUGCAUUUUCGAGCGAUCCUUGGAUCCGUACCUUCAGUGGACUUCGUGCUUGGAGGAACCUAGGGACGAGGAUACGCUACCAUUGCGGCAGGAGUAUCUGAAGCCGUACGAGAUCAUCCCUUAUGCCUUCUACCCGAGGGCAGAAGAAGUGGUGAUUGACGACGACGACGAAGAAGAAGACGACAACGAGGAGACAUCGGAGGAGGGAAGCUAUAGUGCACAUAGCGAGGGUGAGCUGAGUGAGGAGGAAGAGGAAGAAGAAGGAACCGGGUCCGAGUGGGAAGCCCCGGCGGAGGAAGCAACGCGUACGGGAACGGAGGCAGAAGAUCCGGAAGCUGCACGAAAGCGCGAAGAGAUUGCCUCCGGAAAGCGCCAGCUGGAGUUCGCUAGCGAGGCUAGCCUGCGCAUCGGUAGUCAUCCGACCAGGGAUCUAGAGCCGCCGAGGCCCGAAGAUGCCGACCCUGCAGCCGCCACCUCAAGUACCGCGCGACGGAGACGACGCCGAUCCCCCUCCUCCUCCAGCCCCACCCGUCCCCCAGUUCGCCCACGUACCAAUGCGGGCGAUAGGCCUUCGACCUCGGACGCUGCCCCGCCGACCCCUUGAUUUCCUCACCCUCGAGCAGAUCCGUACCCCCGUC